Molecule: messenger RNA, 2313 nt
Organism: Priapulus caudatus
Lineage: Eukaryota; Metazoa; Priapulida; Priapulimorpha; Priapulimorphida; Priapulidae
Product: high-affinity choline transporter 1-like
Exons: 9
Coding region: 216-1874 (552 amino acids)
Biological process (GO): choline transport; acetylcholine biosynthetic process; transmembrane transport
Cellular component (GO): plasma membrane
Molecular function (GO): choline:sodium symporter activity
Source: RefSeq, a predicted model, not a curated record
GAGAGAGAACUUUUAGCCAGCGAGGUUCCUGUUCCGUUGCUGGUUGCAGCGUCACGUCUAGUGCGAUGCAGACGGGCGUCCAGUUCUGUUAAACGCUAUUGGAGCAUAAACUGAGCAUUGACGGUGACCAGCCUGACGGACCCUCGCCGGCUAUAAAGUCUCUCUAACGACAACUUCUUGCGUUGACUUUUUUCCAGAUCACUCUGCUAGGAGCAAUGGCGGUUAAUAUUAGCGGCAUCAUCUCCGUCAUCGUCUUCUACCUGCUCAUCCUAGCUGUAGGUCUCUGGGCAGGUCGCAAGACGAAGAAGGCUACCACCGGAGGCACAUCAGAAUCCGAUGCGCAGUUGCUAGCAGGUCGAAACAUUGGACUGUUUGUUGGCUCGUUCACAAUGACAGAAUUGAAUCAGGUCUUCCCCGCACAGGCGCAGGAUACCGACGGCAUAGGCGAGAAUCAGCGCCACGUAGGGGGUCUACAGGCAAGUAUAACGCUGAAGUAUCGGCUAAAGAGGUCAGAAACGAUAAAGAGACAAGGAUUUGCUUACAUCGCGUUUCGUUAUGGCAACACAGGCGGGCUCUUCUUUGCCAAAAAGAUGCACAGCGCUGGGUACGUGACCAUGCUGGAUCCACUCUGCAUCAAGUAUGGUAGAAUCAUGGCUGGUCUGCUCUUCAUACCGGCUCUACUCGGGGAACUUUUCUGGUCGGCAGCCAUACUCAAGGCACUCGGUGCAACACUCGCCGUUAUACUGAGCCUGGAUCAGCGCGUUUCCGUCAUCAUAUCGGCCUGCAUCGCCAUAUUCUACACGUUCUUCGGCGGACUGUACUCUGUCGCCUACACAGACGUUGUCCAGCUAAUCUGCAUGUUCAUCGGGCUGGUGUGUGGCACUCUCUGGCGGCACUCGGCAAGCAUCGCCGUGACUGCGGCAAACCCCGCUACCUCCUGGUACGGAACGCUGGAGUGGAAAUGGGCGGGCGUAUGGGUGGACUACGCACUUCAUCUCAUAUUCGGUGGCAUUCCAUGGCAGGCCUCGCAGCCGUGUACUUCCAACGCGCUGCGGGGCUCUAGGACUGCCAACACGGGCGAUGCUGCUGUCAUCAUUGACUGGAACGCAACGUCCUAUCCGGGAGAAAUACCGAUUCCGGACGCCGACAAAAGCCUCAUCUUGCCCAUCGUCAUGCAAUACCUCACCCCCGCGUGGGUGUCAUUCUUCGGCCUGGGAGCCGUGUCUGCCGCCGUCAUGUCUUCAGCAGACUCAUCCUGUCUCAGCGUCGCGUCGCUCUUCGCCAACAACAUCGUCAGCGUCAUCUGGGUUGCCAUAACGAAACGCGAUCUUCCCGCGGUCGGCUUGGUGUGGACGGUGCGUGGAGGCAUAGUCGCUGCCGGUGUGUUAGCCAUGGCAAUCGGACUGAGCGUCGAUUCUAUUUACGGCCUGUUUCACCUCUGCUCCGACCUCGUUUACGUCAUGUUGUUCCCGCAGCUUGUGGCGGCGCUCUACAUUCCGUUUAGCAAUACCUACGGCUCGAUUCUCGGCUAUGCCGUCGGGCUAUUCCUGCGCCUUGGUGGCGGGGAAGACCUGAUCAAUCUGAAACCCAUUAUUUUUUACCCGCAUUACAACACUGAAGACGGGCAACUGUUUCCCUUCCACACUCUCUCGAUGGGCGCUGGUAUGAUAGCGCUGGUGUUGGGCUCACUGCUGGCUCAUGUGAUUUUCACGCGCGGCAUCUUACCGGCUGACUACGACGUACUGGGAUGCUACCAGAAAGCUGACACGCUUGCAUAUUACAAAGAGGAGAAAUUACAGAUGGGUUACGUUUCCAACGGGUUGUUAACGACAGAUGAUCGGCCUGUCGGAGAUGCAGGGGACACGAAAGAGUAGAAUAUAACAACGGUAAAUGUGACUUCAAGCCAUGUGACUUCAAGCCAUUCAAGCCAAGAAAGGGGGUAGAGCCGCUCUAAUAGAUUUUUGAUAGAAAAUGUGCGUCAUAAAUUUAAAUGACCCUAUAAUAAAUGUGCAUUAUAAAAUCACCCCUUUAGCCUAAUCUCAACGCGUGGUUGGUUUCUUGAAACCGUAAAAAGUACACGUCAUGGAAAUCAUCGCAGGCUACUACCCUAUAUGAUUACAGCGAAAGGACAUUGCGUAGUUGAUUUCACUCAGAUGUAUGUAGAGCAACGUAGGUUUAAGUCGAUAGUCGAUAACGGGAAAAAUCGUUUCCAAUUAUACAUCUAAUACAGUAAUUAACAGGAAUAACCUUCACAGGGAGCCUCCAGAUAGUACUUGGUAUCACGUUUAUAUAUAUAUAUAUAUAUAUAUAGAU